AUGUCAUCAGCCUUGGUCAAUAAGACUACUCACAAGGUUCGCAAAGACCACACCAAAUGGGAUUGUGACACAUGCGACGAAAUCAACAUCAUGAAAGACGAGAUCUGCGUCAAAUGCAAUGAAUCCCGACUGGGCCAGUCCCGGGCUCUCACGUACACCAAGGGAUGCGAUUCUUGGUUCUUGGUUCUUGAGAUGGAGAAACCUGAUGUCCUUAUGGCGGACAUGGGCUCAUAA
Messenger RNA from Fusarium pseudograminearum CS3096, 234 nucleotides. RefSeq lists its product as uncharacterized. The record is from RefSeq and is a predicted model, not a curated record. The transcript has 3 exons. Bases 1 to 234 code for a protein of 77 amino acids. Lineage: Eukaryota; Fungi; Ascomycota; Sordariomycetes; Hypocreales; Nectriaceae.